Messenger RNA from Gadus chalcogrammus (walleye pollock), 1817 nucleotides. Its product is annotated as cytochrome P450 2J4-like. Gene Ontology annotation, molecular function: iron ion binding; heme binding; oxidoreductase activity, acting on paired donors, with incorporation or reduction of molecular oxygen, reduced flavin or flavoprotein as one donor, and incorporation of one atom of oxygen. The record is from RefSeq and is a predicted model, not a curated record. Gene Ontology annotation, cellular component: intracellular membrane-bounded organelle; cytoplasm. The coding region runs from base 14 to 1510 and encodes 498 amino acids. Gene Ontology annotation, biological process: xenobiotic metabolic process. Lineage: Eukaryota; Metazoa; Chordata; Actinopteri; Gadiformes; Gadidae. The transcript is spliced from 9 exons.
GUUUCCACUCACAAUGUGGCUCCAGGAUGUGUUUGUGGGUCUCAACCUCAGUGGGGUCCUGCUCCUCACCUUCAUUACUCUACUGAUGAUGGAUCUACUGAAGAACAGAAACCCCCCCAACUAUCCUCCAGGACCUCUAGCUCUCCCGUUGGUGGGCAACGUUUUCAACAUUGACCCCAGGCAACCUCACAUUUACCUAACCAAGAUGGCCGUUGUUCAUGGGAAUGUGUUCAGCAUGCGUCUGGGGAGAGACAAGACAGUGUUUGUGUCCGGGUACAAGAUGGUGAAGGAAGCCAUCGUGACGCAGGCAGACAUCUUUGUGGAUCGACCGUACAGCCCUAUGGCUACCAGGUUGUACUCAGAGAACAUAGGGGGGUUCUUCUUCAGCAAUGGGCCGCUGUGGAAGAGGCAGCGGCGGUUUGCCAUCGCCACGCUACGCAGCCUGGGACUGGGGAGGAGCUGCCUGGAGGACAGCAUCUGUGAAGAGAGCCAUCACCUGCAGCUGGAGAUGGAGGGCAUGAGAGGUGAGCCAUUUAACCCGGCACAAUUGUUCAACAAUGCCGUGGCCAACAUCAUAUGCCAGAUGGUGUUUGGAAGACGUUUCGAGUACGACGACAAGAACUUCCAGACCAUGCUGAAGAACUUGAUUGAACUGGCCCAUCUGGAAGGUUCUAUCUGGGCUCACUUGUACGAUGCCUUUCCUACCCUGAUGAAGCACCUACCUGGCCGCCACAAUGAGAUCUUCAGCAACUUCCGAUCCCUGGAAACUCUUAUCCGCGGAGAGCUGGAGAGACACAAGCUGGACAUGGACCCCAGCAACCCCCGGGACUACAUGGAUGCUUUCCUCAUCGAGAUGAAGAAGCACAGAGAAGCCCCUGAGCUGGGUUUUGAUGAAGACAAUCUUGUUCUGUGUUGUCUGGACCUCUUCCUGGCUGGAAGUGAGACUACAUCCAAGACUCUGCAGUGGGCCCUCAUUUACCUGAUAAACAACCCACAUAUUCAGGAAAAAGUCCAGUUGGAGAUAGACACAAUUGUCGGACCGGCCCGAAAGCCCAGCAUGGCAGACAGACCCAGCAUGCCGUACACAGACGCCGUCAUCCACGAGAUCCAGAGGAUGGGGAACAUUGUCCCACUCAACGGGCUCAGAAGGGCUUCCAAGGACACAACUCUCGCGGGAUACUUCAUACCAAAGGGUACGACUUUGAUGCCCAACCUGACGUCUGUGCUGUUUGAUAAGACUGAAUGGGAGACACCAGACAUUUUCAACCCUGCACACUUUCUGGAUGCGGACGGAAAGCUUGUGCGGAGGGACGCAUUCCUGCCUUUCUCUGCAGGUAAACGUGCUUGUCUCGGGGAGAGCCUGGCCAGAAUGGAACUCUUCUUGUUUUUCGUGAAUUUGAUGCAGAAGUUCAGCUUCUCAACACCGGAAGGUGUGGAGCUGAGCACGGAAGGAAUCAUCGGAGCCACGCGCUCACCCCAUCCGUUCAAGAUAUAUGCCAUGCCCCGCUGAGCUUGUGCAUAAUAACCAACGGACCGGUAGACCAAUACCAAUGGACUUGCUAAGUCUUUACAUCUUUGUUCUAUGACGAUGCUUCUGUGAAUAGGGUCUUUACUCCCUUUAAACUCAAACUAACACAAGUAUAUUUAUUAAACCCCUUGCUUUACCAGAGUAUGUGUAAGUAGCAAAGUCAAUUCUAUUUCAAGUUUUCCUGAGAACCAAGCACCAUCAAACUGCGGUAUUUCUUCAGCAAUGCUUGUGCAAUACACUUUGUUUUUCACUUUUAUGGUGCAUUGUAUAAAAAAAAUAAAAGAUUAGG